AUGCCUGAGUGGGCUCUGCCUUACAAUUGCUAUGAGAUCGGCCAUACGUGGAAUCCCAACUGCGAUGAGGCGGCCCUCGAUGUCUGUAAAUUUUACUACACUUUAUGCUCGUAUUUACCGGUUUUUGUAAGCAGUCUAUUGGCUAUACUGAUAGAGAAGCGGUCGAGAAGGGGUGCGUUAGCCGUCUAUUGCGCUAACAUUGCCUCCGAAACCGUUUACCGAAUGCUUAUUAAUAGACAUAUUGUGAAACCCAUUGCCAGAGGAGAAGUCCUUAUAUUCACGUAUGGUUAUGGUAGGGAUCCGGUCUGUGUUGGUCUCAAAGUCAUGUUAGGCCGCGAAAAACACCCAAAGUGUAACCACCGGCAGAGAUCUUGUGUGUCAAACUCGUUGAGAUAUUUUAUGGGCAACUUUGCCAUCGGUUGGACGGCACAGGUGUUGAUGAAUACGCUAAUGAGACCAAAGAGAUUGAUUAGAUCGCCAAAGACUGUCAUAAUAAGUAGUCUAACGGACAGUAAUAAUGUAUAUUUUGGUCUAUUUUUGGGCUCGUUUUCUGCUGUAUUUAAAUCAGUGAAUUGUCUGCUCAGGAGAUUCACAAACACAUCCCAAGACUGGCAUUCAUUGGUGGCCGCCCUCUGCGCCGGUCCAACCAUGUAUCUAUCAAGCAAUACGAUGAAUACAACGAUUGCCUUAUAUUUAUUAUGGAAAUCAAUUGAAAUGCUAUACUUGAUGGCCGUACGGAAGGGAUGGUUAGGGUAUAAGGAUCAGACCAUAAUGCUUUUAUACGCCAUGUCCACCGCACAGUUGGCGUACGUAACCAUUAUGGAGCCCCGGGCUAUGCGACCCUCGUAUCUAAAAUUUAUCGACAAAAUAACUGGUCAUAAAAUGAGCUCAUUUAACAGAACAGUGCUGGACGUGUUUGGGACGGGUUCCUCACUGGGCUAUGAGCACAACGUGUUUCCCAAUUUGUGUCCAAACCAUACUACUCGACAGUUUAAGGAGAAUGUAAUCAAUUGGAUUAUUUCCUAGAUUUUAAAAUCAUCUUUAACUUUCAC
This is a messenger RNA of Medioppia subpectinata, 1052 nucleotides long. The record is from the annotation of a GenBank genome assembly. NCBI's taxonomy places the organism in Eukaryota, Metazoa, Arthropoda, Arachnida, Sarcoptiformes, Oppiidae.